Molecule: messenger RNA, 3434 nt
Organism: Spodoptera frugiperda (fall armyworm)
Lineage: Eukaryota; Metazoa; Arthropoda; Insecta; Lepidoptera; Noctuidae
Gene: lobo
Product: dynein regulatory complex subunit 7
Exons: 14
Coding region: 179-2902 (907 amino acids)
Biological process (GO): flagellated sperm motility
Cellular component (GO): motile cilium
Source: RefSeq, a predicted model, not a curated record
UGCAUGGAAACCAUGAAAGAGAUUGAAAUCCUGAAAAUGUUAUGUCAAAAUUUAUUGUUGUUGAUAAACAUCAACAGUGUCUAGUUGCUGGAGUAAAACACAGUUUUUAUAGUUUUAGAGUUCAAUAAUAUGAAUAUUUAGUUAAUAUUUGUAUGUAGGUAGGUAGCUAAUUUUCAAAAUGAGUACUGGUCCCGCCGUAAAAUUAGUAGCACCAGAACAUCGUUCUUCGGAACAAAAGUCAAUCGAUCAAGAGAGUCCUGAUAAGCAACCACUGGAUACAGUAGAAGAGGUCAAUGAAAAUGUGCCCAGUGAGAUUUUCGAAAAACCAUUCGAGCAAGAAGAUUUUGUCGAAAUACCAGCAAAAAUAUUUGGAUUAAAGGAGAUUUUGGAGCCGUUAACAAUACCGGGGCUAAAUAAUGCAAUUUAUGAAUUGGGCGUGGUUAACAUGUGUUGGCCGGAGAUCACGGAGCCUGUAUUUGAAACACGAACAUGUUUCCCGCCAAGUUACUACACGAACAGCCCGAAAGAACGUUUGCUUUUGGCAUAUGCAGAGAACUUUCGGCGCCAAUAUAAUUUUCAUUUUAAACUGCGCAAACCGAUUUUGUUACAAGUCCCAAAUGAAUGUGGCUUACAGAAAAUGGUGUGUACUUCUAUAAGGCCGACGAAACUUAACUUUGAUGAAACGCACACUUGGGAAGGAGUUGCGUCGUUAGUUUCAGAUUACUUCGACUACGAGCCCUUAACCAAGCCGACUUUGCACCCGGAACGCCUUAUCUCCCCAUACACGGCAAUUAUCCGGCGUAGCGCGAACCCUUUCGAGCUAGCUCAUGUGCUUGUCUCAUGGCUCAUUGGCGCUGGAUAUGAUGCAUACGUGGUGGUGGGCUGUGCCACCAGAGACGUCUGCAUGGCCAUCAGAUACCGCACCAUAUGUCCUGAGAUACCUGAUGAGAAUGAGGUCAUCGAGGAACCUCCGCCGCCAGAAGAAGAGCCGCGCUACAAGCUGGUGCCUCUCCCAGACCUAACGUCGAAAUAUUGUAAGGACAUGGAUAUCAAAGAAGCCAAUAAGAUACAAAGUCAAAAGGAUAAGAUAGAAAAUGAGAGGCAAAGGAAAAUAGCUGAAUUAGAGAAACCACCACCAGACGAGAUGGAUGGCUGGCGUACUCACGCCUGGGUGCUGGUGCUGCCUCACUUCAUGGGGGUCGAGGAGCCUUUCUUCAUUGAGCCCAGUGAGGGUAACGGGUACCCGCUGGACGCCAAACAGUACCAACACAUCGAGAGCGUUUAUAACCAUGAGAAUUAUUAUGUAAAUAUCCAGAAAGAACCGGAAGAGAGUCUUGCAGAACUAAACUAUGACCUGGCAGAUCUAUCCUGUUGGGAACAUCUCCUGGCUGGAGAACCCUUCUUCAGGCGUCAGCUCGUUGGUAUCGACACUACUGACAAGAGAACUGCGGUGGACACUGAGAAGCACCUGGAUAUGCCGUUCAGCUGGGUUGAAAAACUGGAUAUCACUGGAGAUGAAUACGAACAGCGUUACCCAGGGAGCCACAAAGUCAUCCACUACAAGAAGGUGUUGCUCGAGAAAUUCUCGCCAUAUUCCCAAAAAGACGGGAUCGUCAAACGGGUCAAGAUAUUUGAAGACUAUGCUCUCACUAUUCCUCUGAUUACAUACGAAUGGUACAAGCAGAGAGAGGACAAAAUGGAGUUUGUGAGGUUGGAUCAUGUGACGAUGCAGGUUAAGGAAACAUUCCUCAUCGGCAGGAGAGAUCAUCUUCUGAAGCAUUCAUACGCCAUGGACGCUCCACCUUGUUCAGUGGAGGGCAACCGCGUGAUGGAGUUCAACUACUACCCUCGACUGGACCACCUCUUGAAGCUGGUGUGCACUCCUCUAACGUUUGAAGAACAUUACAAAGAUCGAGAUGACAGAUUGGAAUCCCGAAUAAUAGUCUACACAGAAGGAACAAAACUCGAGCCAAAACGUCAAGUGAAGGACAUCACAGAGACUUACAGUCGAAACUAUGACAAACCAGCCAAUAAGGACAUUUGGAAGAAGAUCUUCCACAUUCAGGACAAUACUAUAGAGCUCUUGUACCAAUACGCGUACAAUUUUGUCACGAACGACACCAGAAGUUUCAUCAAACCGAACUUAGCAGAAACUGGUGGGAAAAUCCUGUUCUAUCCGGAUAAAACUUCUGGUUACAUUGCGGAUCCGAAUGCCGAUCCACCUCGCCCUCUAGACGUGUACUACGCCCUCUGUGAGAACAUAGACUGGGAAUAUCAAACCACGAAGCACAUUAGAGAUCGGGAGACAGAUGUGAACAGCUACCUGCGACAAAGACACCGUGAACUGAAGGAACCAAUAUUGUACGUCGCUCUCUUUGAUACCGAGAGGAAUGAGGCUGCGAAGAAAGGCUGGACUGAGAGGGAAAUCCAAAAAGCUGAAGUGACAGAGAGAGAGAAGGAAGCUGAGAUCGAUCCUCUCGCUCCAUACCUCGCUCGUAUGUUCGGUUCGGGACAUGGCACAGGCUCUCAAAUGUCCGUGAAGGAAGCUACGCUGAUCAGAGAACAGUGCAUCAACGACUUCAAAGCCAAACAGCUAAUCAGACAGAAUUUGGUGCAAGAGAGAUUUGAUAAGUUCAAUGCUGAAUACAAAACGAAGAGGCUCUGGUAUUUGGCCAACCAGUUCAUCCUCACGCCAGAAAAGGAGAGCGCUUACUUCACUGCGAGUGCGGAACUAUCGUUCAAAGUACAUGCAUUGGAGGUGAGGCUGACGCGCCACCGAGACUUAUCCGGCCCUAGAUUCAGGGCCCUGCUGGACUACCUGGACAAACACCCGCUACUCCAGGAGUACAACAGAGCGACAUACCUUCACCACCGAAAUGAAAGGGACAGAAAAGGAUAUUGAAUAACUACUAGCACACCUGGCGAACUCCGUUUCGCCACCAAUGAUUUUCCCAUUUUCCUGCUUUUCUCUUGAAGUUUUCCCGAAUUUUCUUUGCCUAAUAAACCUAACGGAGUCUGAGAUAUUUCCAACGAAUGCAAAACUGUGGAAAUCAGUUCGAGCGUUCUGGAGUUUUAGCGUCAGGAAGGAAAACCCGACUUAUUUUUAUAUAAUAGUAAUAGUUGGCAUAACUUGGCCCUUAAUUAAUUAAGGUGUACACAUAAAACUAUACAAAACCAGUAUAAAUUGAACCGUCGAAUAUUCGAAAAGAUUAUAUUAAGUGAGACCAUGUAAACUGGUAAUGUAUAGCCGCGUGUGUACAUCUUACUCACGUAGCUGAAAAGUCGUUAUGUGUACGACGCUUAACGAGUGCGUCACCAUGCGUGUUGCUCGUGAUCAUGGGCCCUUAGUGUGGCUUGAAAUUAGUCGAGUAAUCUCGUUGUACAGUUGUCGGAGUAACUAGACCGUACAGCCUUAGUACAGAGUGCAUUAUACA